Coregonus sp. 'balchen' is the source of this 13950-nucleotide messenger RNA. NCBI's taxonomy places the organism in Eukaryota, Metazoa, Chordata, Actinopteri, Salmoniformes, Salmonidae. The record is from the annotation of a GenBank genome assembly.
AUGACAUUCCACAUCAUCAACUACAUAUUUUCGGAUUGGCAGGAGGAGGAGGGGCAGGAGAGCAUGGAAUGUAUCCAGGCCAAUCAGAUCUUCCCCAAGAAGCCCCCAGUCCUGGAAGAGGAGAGCCUGCAGGUGAGAACACUAGUUGUCUGGGCUGGUUAGCACAAUGUCACAUGCAAAGUCAUUGUUAUACAUGUGUCAAGUAUGUGUAAUGGUCAUGUAUGUACAUAGCUGUGUAUUUAUAGGGCACCUCCUUUUCAUGUGAUACGGUUCUGUGCCCUUUGAUAUCUUCCCUCCCAUGGUGCCAGGUGCCCUUUCCUGAGCUGCAUGGCGAGUCAACAGAGUAUGUGGGUAGAGCGGAGGAUGCCAUCAUCGCCAUGUCCAGAUACCGCCUCCACAUCAAGUUCAAAGAGUCCAUCGUCAACGUAAGUACUGCUGACUAACUAAGUGAAGGCUAGGGAGUUGAUAGCACACAGUUUAUCACCCAGCAGUAACACACACUUUAAUUUCACAGACAGUGUCUGAAGCAACUCUGCAGCUGGCCAGUACAGUGAAACCCUAUUGUCUCCAGUCUGUGUGUGUAUCAUGACUUUUUCUGAAUGGAGACGUGCUGGGGCCAGUGACAGUAUGCCACUACUGUUGUGGUGGCCAGGCAGACUGUCUGGAGAGGGCAUUCAGAUGGACUUUGUGAUAGUCAUUGGCAGCAGUGCCGCGUGACUGUUCUCAGCAGGUCUGCUUUUGCACUCAGUCCUUUGCUUUUCUCUUUCCACUUGCCGUUACCAUGGUUGCAACGAUCCCGUCAGUGAUGCACAACACAUUUGCCCUCUCCCCCUUUUGCCAUGUUAGCUAUAUAGACACCAUCUUUGUUACCAAUGUGUGGUGAAUCGAAAUGGACAUGUCAUCAUUACACUGGUUUUAGUAUGGACAAUUUCCCCCAUUUACUAACAAAUGAUACUGCUUUACUUCCUCUCACCAUCCUGACAUGGUAUAGUAAUAGUACCAUAGCAUAGUACCAUAGUAAUAGUAUUAUAGUAAUAGUACCAUAGCAUAGUACCAUAGUAAUAGUAUUAUAGUAAUAGUACCAUAGUAUAGUACCAUAGCAAUAAACAGCAUUGCUGUACAGUUGUGCAGGUUCUGCUCCUUUUGGAUCAGCAUGAUACAAUGUAUGGUAUGCAAAACAUGUAGACCUAUGUCGCACAUAAUCUGCUUUGGUUUUAGAUAUAGGGCAGUUUUUGUUCCAGUCACAUCCACACUAACGGUGUACACUAGAAUGUUCCAGUUCUUACCACGUAGCUGACCUAUUUGGUUUUAAUCCAUUGUUGCGGUCAGUCAAUCGUGUUAUAUUGUACCUAAAUGUCACUGUGUUCUCUUCACACAUAUUUGGAUGGGAUGGUAGAGCUCUGGCAUCACAUGGCUGUGGUUCAUCGCUCAUAAAUCUGCCAGUGGGGCGGGAGGAGCAAAGAAUGGAGCGAGAUCUCAGUGAGGCAGGCUGUUAAUUUCAUUGUGUGGACAGAUUAGAGCUGUAGAUUACAGAGCAGGAAUUUAAACAGAGAUGCGGGAUGUGAGAAUGUAAGGAAUGUGGCCAGACAACAGCCUCAACACAGACGCAGCGUUAACUGUUUCCCUUUUCUUCUUUAUUAUUCCUCCUGUUUUGUUUUGAACAACAGAGUGAGAGUUGUUGUGAGGUGUCAGUAAGUACCUACCCAGCAGCCCGUGCAUGCACGGCGUGGUGCCCUGCCCACAGACUGGGCUGGGGUGGAUGACAUCAUGGCGACGUGUGUGUGUGUGUGUGUGUUAACCCGUUGCAUGGCAUUGGACUGUUGGAAUUGUGUGACAGCUUUAGCUGCACUCCCCCUCUCAGAGCCACUACAGAACAGAACAUGUACUUUGGGUGAAACUUUUAGUAAAAGGAUACAUUUUCUUUAUAGUAUCUCCAUAUUCAAAAUCUGCUCAUAAACUGCUUGUUCAUAACACUAAGUAAAGUCAUGUAGUUUAGAUGAUGAGGGUGUUUUAAUAGACAGUGUGGGGCAAUUUACUGCACUAUGAUCCAGCAGUUUUACAUAGUGAAUCAGUACACGAUGGAAGAACAUCAAAUCGGAAGGCAGUGCUCGAGGAGAUGUGAAAAUGACAACCCUUGCCUGGAAAAUACAGUUUGACAACUAAUGCAGCUGGUUUACGUUUGCAGCUGUAGGUGUAAAGGUGCAGCAUGCGCUCAGAUGGAUUUCAUGGUGACAGCAGUAUAGCCUAUAGCAUUCCUGGCAUGAUCGGCAUUAUCACACUUGACAUGAAACACUAACUAGCCUAGUAAUUGGCUUUGAAUUAAGACAUUUCGUUGGUGGUGAUAUUGCACAAGCAUUUACUGCAUGUGCUUGUGAAUUCUGCUGUCUUAUUUUAUGAUAGCCCCUUGUUUGAAUGUUGAGCACAUGUAGGCCUAGAGCCUGAAGCUAGCUUAUUUGUGUGAGGAAAAAAAGUCAGCCUGCUGGUUUGGAGAUUGUGGUACACCAGAGUGUGACUGUGUUGUUCCUGUGUCUGUGUACUUCUUCUCUCACCAGGUCCCUCUGCAGCUCAUAGAGACUGUGGAGUGUCGUGACAUGUUCCAGCUCCAUGUCACCUGCAAGGACUGUAAGGUCGUCAGGUAGGAGGACCAACUGAAACAAUGCAUACAUGCAUAUUGCAAACGCAAUUCUUUUCUCUCAAAAAUGAGCUUGGUUUAGGUUUCUGAUUGUGUUGCUUGUCUCCCAGGUGUCAGUUCUCCACAUUGGAGCAGUGUCAGGUGUGGCUGAAGCGGCUGAGCGCUGCGGUCCGCCCUCCGUCCCGCCUGGAUGACCUCUUCUCCUUCGCCUUCCAUGCCUGGUGUGUGGACGUGUACGCCGGGGAGAAGGAGCAGCUUGGGGAGCUGUGCAGGCCAGGUACGCUGGUGGUGACAUUGAUGUCCUCAGACCUCUACCCAGUGGUGACAGACCUAAGUCCUCAUCUCACGUCUCCUCUGUGUCCCUGUGUGCCCCGUUAGGAGAGCAUGUGACCUCCUGGUUCAAGAACGAGGUGGAGAGGAUGGGCUUUGACACUCAAAACGCCUGGAGGAUAUCCGACAUCAACAGCAAGUUCAGGUAUGUGCAGCCAACCGCCCCCAAACAGCCUACAUCCUACAGGGCUGAUCUGAUUACCAGGCCUCCUAGGGUAGUGGCAUGAUAACCGUCUGUUUUCACCCUGCUGCACACACUGCUCUGUGUGUCUGAUACAGAGGUUGGUUGUGCUGUUGUCCUCCACUGGUGAUGAGCCUCCUGUAGAUAAGGGCCUAGCCCAGUAUUAGGUGUCUGGUGAUAGGGGUUUAUUAGAGGCAUCACUCAGCCUUUGCUCCUCCUCCUGCUCUAACCCCUGCCCCUGUCUCCUCUGGUGUUGCCAGGCUGUGCUCCAGCUAUCCGCAGCAGCUCCUGGUGCCAGCCUGGAUCACAGACAAGGAGCUAGAGAACGUGGCAGCCUUCCGCUCCUGGAAGAGGUUCCCGACUGUGGUGUUCAGGUGGGUCUGUCUGUCUGUCUUUGUGUAGUGUUGUUAGUCAGUGAGGGAGAACAGGGUUAGGUUGUCUGCGAAUACAAUCAAUGAAGGACAACUCCUUUCACCAUGAGGUAUGAGUAAUGGGGGAUUCUAUCUUUUCAAAAGUCAUGUUUUUUGGACCCAAUCCUCUCACGAGACAGUGUUAUUGACUCCGGAGGCCACAUGGAUCAGCAUUGCGCCAUGUUGUUUUUCCACACAGUGCAUUUUUUUCAGUUAUUUGUCUCCUGACUGUCCCAUGCCUCUCCUCUCCUCCAGGCACCAGAGCACGGGGGCUGUGAUCGCCCGCUGCGGCCAGCCGGAGGUCAGCUGGUGGGGCUGGAGGAAUGCGGACGACGAGCACCUGGUCCAGUCCAUCGCCAAGGCCUGUGCUGUAGAUGGCAGCUCCCGCAAACACCUGGCCAACGGAUCCUACACCAACGGAACCAACGGAACCAAUGGAAUCAUCAGCACCAAUGACCUCGUCGACACCGACUUCGGUCAGUCCUCAACAUGCACACAUUCUCACAAACAUACCACACACACAGUGCUGAAGCAGCACCUUCCAAUCUGUUUGUGUGGCUUUGCUGCGGACACUUGGUUGAGCAAUGUGGCCUGUCGGAGCUUGUCUGGUAAAGUGAGGGGCCAUUGACUCAGAAAGAGCAGACCACAUAACUCAGCCCAGGUUCACUGUCAUGUGGAGUGUUUGAUUUAUGUUCAAUCAGAUUUAUAUCAAAUAUUUUACCUGUUUUAUUUGAAAAUACUGACGGUCAUAAGCUAUGCAGAGAUGUAAUUUAUGUUGUGUCUCUGUGCGUCAGAAUCGUCCCUGACGAACAGCUCGGAGGUAGAGACGCUGGCCAUCCAGCCACAGAAGCUGCUGAUCCUGGAUGCCAGGUCCUAUGCAGCCGCUGUGGCCAACAGAGCCAAGGGAGGGGGCUGUGAAUGCCCAGGUAAGACAGCUCAUCUCUGGGCCAGUGAAUCCAGGGGACUGAGGUCAAUGGGUUUGCACGGAAGCAGGUUAUUGUCAACUUAAUGCCAACAGAACAACUGUCCUAACUCACUAUCCACACUGUUAUGUUCUGCACUAAAGUAGUUGUUUUGGUAGUAAUGAUAUGUUAUUUUGCCACAAACGGACUUUCACCAUCUCCUCCUCCAUACAGAGUACUACCCCAACUGUGAGGUGGUGUUCAUGGGCAUGGCCAACAUCCACUCCAUCCGCAAGAGUUUCCAGUCCCUGCGCUUCCUCUGCACGCAGAUGCCCGACCCGGCCAAGUGAGUUCUGCUUCUAGCACUGCAGUGGAGCUCCAUUCAGACUGGGCUCACAAUCCAAGAUGUAUUACACAAGCAGAAACUCUCUACCCCACUCCAGUUUGUUGUCAUGGUGGCGUAGUAACUGUAGUAACUCCAGCUUUGUUUUGGCCUAGGCCACACAUCUGGCUUUGGUUUAGGAAGCUGGUCCAUUCCCAAACUAAAGGAUCUCUUUCCAUCUGAACUCACUGAAUGUUUCCCUUGAACCAAGAGCACAUUGUUGAAAGUACUCAGACACAAUAACGGCCAGUUUUUCAUAACUAUAAACAUAAUUCAAUGAAACAGGCAUAUUAAAGAUGCAUAUUUUUCAUUUGGGACAGCUUGAAAACACCCUGUUUUAUGUUUUGUUUGUAUUAGAGCCUCUUUGCUCAUUACAUUUGGUGAAGGUCCUUAGUUUGUCAUUAAGAUGUGCAGUUGUGUUUAUAAGUCAGUGCUUGGUGUGACUGAGUGUAUGUGAGUGGUUUGUGUACACUACAGUGAGGCUGUGUAUUCAGGAGAUGAUAUUAUUGUCUCUCUCCCUCUGUAGCUGGCUGUCUGCUCUGGAGAGCACCAAGUGGCUGCAGCACCUGUCUCUGCUGCUGAAGGCGGCCCUGCUGGUGGUGAACGCUGUGGACCGCGACCACAGACCCGUUUUGGUGCACUGCUCUGACGGAUGGGACCGCACGCCCCAGAUCGCUGCCCUGUCCAAGCUGCUGCUGGACCCAUACUACCGCACCAUCGAGGUAGGCUGGCUGGGGCGAUCGUUGGGCCCUGUUGAUCGAUUGAAUAGGAUCAUUUUUACGUUGAGUAAUAAUUAGACCAGGGGUUCCCAAACCUUUUUGGCCCACGACCCCAUUUUGAUAUCAGAAAAUUCUCACGCCCCCUAUCAUGUGAAAAACAUUCUAACAGUAUUUUUUAUUGUCUUCUCAACUCACCAUCACAUGCUUUUAAUGUGGGGCUAUGACAGUCAAUUGCAAAUUAGUCUGACGUAAUGUAUCUUAUCUCACCACCACUAAUGAGGGGUGUGCUUGAUGCAUGUUGCGUUGGAGCUUCUCAAAGUCAGUGAACGCACUGAAGUCGGAGUUGGAUAUUUCUGAGUUCCCAGUUGUUUUGAACGUGGAAUUAAUGCUUAGAGGGAGACGGCAGGGUGUUGUUCCCUUUGAGUCAGAAACCAAAACUCCUCCGUAGUGACCCGUGAAUGCAUUCACAUGACAGCUCCAUCAGCUGUUCGAUUUCACUUACCGGCAUGUCAACUGAGCCAGGAUCACAGUCAAACGGAGUGGGAAAUAGGUCCCAAAGUGCUCUUCCAAGCCUUGGAGGUGAGCAGUCAUCACUCGUGUGGGACACUUAUUGGUGCUGUUUUCUGUUAGAAACAUGCACAGCCGAGGGAAGGGGGCAUGGUUGACUUUUGAAAGACUCUCCAAUAAGAAUUAUUUCCUCUGAAUCCACUGAUUCAGUCACUCAUCUGUAGAAUGUUUUUGUAUUUCCCCUGCAUGCUUGCGUUCAGUUUCCCAAAUAUGUCUGUAACAUAGGCAAGGAGACAUUUUAUUUUCAUUACAGAGAAAGUCAACUAAGUCUCUUUUUUGCAUCCAUUGUGAAUGACAACAGUUCCUCUCUCAAUGCGAAAAAUCUUUCCAACACUCCCCCUCGAUAACCACCAAGCCUCGGUGUGAAAUAGAACAUUGACAUGCUCUGAUCUCCACAUAGUUUUGCAAACAGGCGUGCGCGCAGUGGAUGUGGUUUGAUGUAGUUUACAAUCGAAGUUACUUGUUGCAGUAUAUCUGAGUUCUGUGCUCAGCUCUUUUGACGCAAGUUGCUCUCGGUGUAUCAUACAAUACGUCCAUAUGGCAGAGGGAGACGUUCAUAACUAGAGUGCAGAGUCCUGCCUGCCUUACCGCCAUAGAUGGAGCCCCAUCUGUGCAAAAGGCCACCAUUCGAUCCCAUGGAAACUGUUUUUCGUCAAUAUACCCGCCCAGUACGCUGAACAUCCCCUGUGCCGUUUCAUGCUAGGGAAUUUCGAGACAGAACAAUAUCGUUGUGAAUAGCAUCCCCGACAUUUAUAGCAAACAAAAGUCAAUGCAUGGGCAUCUCGGCCCUCACAGCUAACGUCCAUAUCAAUUGUGGCCGGUAAUAUCAAUAGUGUGUGGUUUCAUUGCGUAGUGGGCCUAGCCAUUCACUGUGGGAGGGAUUCAAGUGCAACGGUCAAGUGCAGCCUUUUCCUAUGAUCUAAGGGCGCUCUCUGGUUUAAUUGUAUCUUUUAGAUUUGAAUAAUUUUCAUUUAGAUUUUUAAAGUUAACCACAUUACAAUGAUUUUGAGAUACAAAGACGAUGUUAUAAUAUAUUUUUUUGUAUAUUACAUAUUUCUCCGCGACCCCAUUUUCAUAUCAGGCGAUCCCACAUGAAGUCGCGACUCCUAGUUUGGGAACCGCUGAAUUAGACAUAAACAGAGGCACAUUUACAUGGCUGGCAGAAAUUCAGAUUUGCCUGUAUUGUCCUAUUUUAAUUAAAAUGCACCUCUAACUGUUGAUAUAAUCUCUCUACAGGGUUUCCAGGUGCUGGUGGAGACUGAGUGGCUGGACUUUGGCCAUAAGUUUGCUGACCGCUGUGGCCACGGGGAGAAUUCGGAGGACUUGAACGAGCGCUGCCCGGUCUUCCUGCAGUGGCUGGACUGUGUGCACCAGCUGCAGAGGCAGUUCCCAUGCUCUUUUGAGUUUAACGAGGCGUUCCUGGUGAGGAGGAGGACCAUAGACCUGAAUGGAAUGGAAUCAAACUCACUUAGUCAUUUAGAAUCUGAGAAUUUAGAGUUGGAUGCAACUCAAAUGUUUAUAUUUGGAUUAUUGUGAAUUACAGUCAUUUAUUGGAGUGAGUUACUGUUUAUAUCCGGCUGUGAGACUGGGAUCUGUAAUUACUAUGGAGAGUGUUGUAAUGUUUUAGGCUCAGAGAUGCAUAGAAUUUUUACUUUCACUAUCAUGAUCAUACCUGAGAUUUGAGCAUGCUCCUACAUGUUUGUGUGUUUCUGUUCCUGUGUGUGUCUGUGCAGGUGAAGAUGGUGCAGCACUCCUACUCCUGUUUGUUUGGCACCUUCCUGUGCAACAGUGGGAAGGAGAGGGAGGAAAGGCACGUUCGGGAGAGGACUUGCUCCGUGUGGUCACUGCUGCGACCAGCCAACCGCGCUUUGAGGAACAUGCUCUACUCCUCCCACUCCGAGACUGUAUGUCUGCUCUCUGUUUGCUCACCCCUUUAUAUUGGAACAUUCCUACACUCCAUGCCUCAGAUACAAUGGGGGACUUUUAGGGGACACCCCAGAGUGCUAUAACUUAUUAUAUUUGUCUACUUAAAAUGUUCACGGUCCUGGACCUAAGCUGAAUUUAUGACACAAACAAUGUCAUCUUAUCUAUUUAAAACUGUGUUUUUGUGGCCAAUUUGUUGACAUUGUAUUUUUUCUGUCUCAUAUUUAUUUACAAGCCCCUUCUAUAUCUAAAGUUGUGGCUGUCGUUGUAGGUGCUCCACCCUGUGUGUCACGUGCGUAACCUGUUGCUGUGGACAGCAGUCUACCUGCCCAGCUCCUCCCCCUCCACCCCCUCUGAUGAGUCGUGUGCACCCUAUCCUGUGCCAGGUGCCAACCCAGAGGACACGCCCCUGGGCAGGUGAGCCUGCCAUUCUGCCCUUUCCUCCCUGAUGUAAGAUAGACCCGGGUUGAGGGCCCCACAGCAUUACCUGCUCUAUAACCUGCUCAGCUGGCCUAACUGCUUUUGACUUGCUCAAUGAUUGGUCUGGGAGAGGCACCGAGUUUUAUCCUCUGCUUAUUUUAUCUCUCUUGAUUUUGUCAGUGUCAGUUAACUAUCUAGAGUCUAAGCCCUGUCUAAGCCAGGGUUAUUAUUUUAAGAUGGUCAUACCAAGGGUCAUUUAGCUAUUUGAUGUAGAAUUUUAAGACCUCUUAGGUAUCAACAAAAAUAUAUUAAAAAAAUAUUUGAUGAAACAUUGAAUUUGGCAUUACUGCUAUUAGCCAAUAGAAACACAUUGAAUAAUAAUAGUCAUAAUAGUUUGUAGGUCAAACCGUUUGGACGCUACAUACGUUUUCGUGAGAAGACCGAUUUUCGGGAUGUCUCAUGGUCUGACAAACACAGCUCUAGCUCUGCCACCUUUCACCGCAGAUGCGGAAGGGUGGUAUCGGAGGAUGUGGUGGAUUGAGACGCAUUCCAUGCAUAAAAACAUAUCUCUAGCUUGUAUUAUGUUAAUUAGAUUUCUGCGGGCCGCAGAAAUUGUAGGCUAAGGGUUAAGGCUGUUUACAACAACAUACCACAGUUUUUUUGUGGCCAUUGUUAUCGACGAUAACUGUGGUGAGGACGUGUUUAAAAAACAAUGCUGAAUACUUUCCAUAUUUUUUUUUCUGUGCAAGCUUAACUGUCUAGUUUUUCCUUGAUUAAUAGCUUAUGGGAAUAUAGUUUAAUCACUUGAGCUACGCUUCGCUCCGUAUUUUCCAUUUGUGGACAUACUUGUCUUAAUCCUGAACACUCUGUAAUGAUUAGUUGAUUAUAUACACAGCCUCAGCUUCAAUCAUGAGGCCUCAAUGACACUGAGCCAUUGUUUUGGGAUGAAAGGCUGUUUUUUCCACGUACUAAUCAACUCAAUUCCUCUUUCUUCCCUCGAAAGACAUCCGAAGACCCGUUCCUUCGAUAACUUGCCCAGCGCGUGUGAGCUGGGGAGCUCGCUGGCCCCCAACCGGCGCUCCAGUGACCCGAGCCUGAAUGAGAAGUGGCAGGACCACCGGCGCUCUCUGGAGCUCAACAUCGCUGUGGGGCCCGACGGGGGGGGAGCUCAGGAGCAAGAUGGGUGGGCUAACGGCCAGUCUGGAGCAGCAGGGCCUCAGGCAGGCAUGGCCGACUCUGAGCUGGAGGACAGCCCUGAAGGCCAGCAGACUGAGCUGAGAGACGGAGCCGCCAAGGGGUCAUUAGCAGUAGGAGAAGAGAUAGAGCUCUCCAUUGAGCUGUCUGUGGCUGUGGCAGAGGGACAGAUGGAGAACAUUCUCCAGGAGGCAACGAAGGAGGAGGCUGGUGCCGAGACUCAGAGAGAGGCUAACGCUACUGCUGCUGCUGCCGUGGCUCAAACUCUGAUCGACGCUAACGCUAAUGGAACAGAGACAGAGAAAGAGGCCAUGGCAAGUAAUGCUGAGACUGAUAAAGAAGCUAACACCAAUGGGGCUGAGACUACUAUCACUAAUGGUCAUCACCCAGGGAAUGGCACAGAUGAGCCUGAGGAGGAGUCUGGUGUCUCUCCAGCCAGUCCCCCCCUUCCCACUGAUGUGUCCACAGACGUUCCAGAGGAGCAGGAGGCCCUAGAGAGGCGGGAGUCAGAGGAGCUGGUAGAGCAGGUUCUGGAGAACUGUACUGCCCAAGAGGAGCCAGAACACAACCCUACCCCCAGCCCAGCCCAGCCAUCCCCUAGAACUUUGACCAAUGGCUUUGGAGAGAGGACACCAGAAGAGCCAGAGACGGCUGUGAAUCACCUCCCGCCAGAGUCCAGCAGACACCUCUCAGAGGCCCUGGUGCAGGCUGACAAGAGGGCUUCCCUCAUGGAGAGUUCCACAGAGACUCUGACUGAAGAGGCCUGCAGCAGGCCAGAGGCCCCAGUGCAGGCACCUGUCUGCCCAGGCCCCCAGCCCUGCACUGAAGGCAGGAGCCAACCCUCCUGCCACAGGAGAGUGAACGGGGAGGCAGAGCCAGAGCAGGGGGCAUCCAGGACUUUAAAUGGAGGACACAAGCGGCCCUCCGUCAGUGCCUUCCAGUCUUUGAGUGCUGAGCCCAGCAGGGAGGGUCUAUGUAAUGGCGAGAGCUCAGAGGGGGAGCCCUGCGGUGGCCCUCACUGGGCCAAGGUGAAUGGGGAGCGGGCCCCACUGAGCCGCCAGGUCUCCCUGGCCUCCUGCAGCUCCCUGACCCUCCAUCGCCGGGGCAGCUGCUCCCAGCACCGCUGCCUCCAUGCCCUACUGGGGCGCCGCGCCGCCACACCCAGCCCCGAGCAGCCGGCCCGCAGCCAUCUGGACGACGACGGGCUGACGCUCCACAUGGACACUAUCCAGCAGCGGCUGAGGCAGAUCGAGGCAGGCCACCAGAUGGAGGUGGAGAUGCUGAAGAAGCAGGUGCAGGAGCUGUGGAGCCGCCUGGAGAGCCAUCACCACGCAGCGUCCCUCAGGAUCAACGGAGACAUGGGAGACGAAGUGGUAAGACCCAGCCUCGCCCUGCAGAGAGAUGACUUGGCAGUUAAUUGCCGUGACAGAGUUGAUUUGAGUGUGGAUUUUCACAAACUACUUGAUCAGACUGACAGUGCCGAGGAUUUUUUGGGGGGGUAUUUGUGAGAAGUAGAUGAACCACUUGAGGAGAACCACUUAAUUAUUACUAUUUAGUCAGAUGUGAAAUUACAAAGAUGCUGAAUUUCUCUUGUCUCAUUCCCUCUCACUCAGACCUCAAUGACAGACUCGGAGUAUAACCUGGACGCUAACUGCCUCUCACGCUGCAGCACAGAGCUCUUCUCCGAGGCUAGCUGGGAGCAGGUGGACAAGAAUGACACAGAGGUAAGCUGCCUGGUCGAAUGGGAUGAUACGACAUGGGACAUAUAGAAGGAGUGGAAGCUGAAUAAUGGAGUAUAGUGGCUGUAGAGAUGCUAGCUGAGAACUGCCAUUUGGCUGCCUGUUGCAGGUGACCCGCUGGUACCCGGACCACUUGGCAGCCCUGUGCUACGGGUGUGAGAGUAGGUUCUGGCUCGCCACCAGGAAGCAUCACUGCAGGUAACCAACCACUGGCUCUUAUCCAUGCUAUGGUUUUAACUAGGCCCUGGAUGCCCUCAGACACAUUACUAUCACUUCUGAGCUGAGGAGACACUCCCUCAGUUCAAGCUUGUUGAUUUCAGUUUGUUUUCUACUCGUGUUGUUUCUUUCCCCCUGAGUUUCCUGCAUUUUGGUUUGCAAAUGUGAUUUGCAAUAUUAUGCCUGCAGGCGUCACUGAUAAAUGACAAUGAAAGUUGUCAUUCUAUCAUUACCAUUCUGUUAUAGAAGACAAACAUUUCAUUUUUUCAUCAUAGGUCAGAUGAAUGCAUUGCCUCUUUUGGUUUUCUCAUUUCCUCAUUGUUAUCCUCUCUACUUCCUGUUUUCUGGGGGAAUGUGGGGCAGCUUCAUUUCCAUGCUGCUCCAAAAGCUGCAUAUCAAUAUGCGUUAUCAGUGCUUUUGGCCUACUUGUUUAAAAUCAUCAUUUGUUAAGCCAUAGUCAGCAAACUAGUUUACCCGCACCAUUUUUGGUCCCGGUCCAACAAAAUGCUCACAAGACCACAUUGUAGCCUGAAUACAGUGCAGAUUUGGUUUUUUCCCUGUUAGGCAAACUGGAGCUGUGACGAGGUAUUUUGGCUUUGAACCCAGCUGUAAAUGUCUAAACUAACAAUUAGCUUGGUGACAAUAUUUUAGCGUAUGGGUUAUUUGUAACACUGUGUAGGGAUGAUUGCAGACUUAUAUGGUGUAAUUUAGUGAUUGUUUGAAUGUGUAGCCUAAAUCAAGGCCAUUCAAGACAGACCUUUUCAUUCUCGGUGCUACUGGUGUCGUCUAGACCAUGGUGAAGGAAAAUUGUGGAAUGUUUUUUUGAAUCCGUGCCAAAAUGGGAAUAGCCUAUAACAAGGUGUACAGUUUGUUAGAUAUGGAGAGUAGGGGUUUUACAGUAUCUAAGUGAGUGUGGUAGGGAGAAUUGUAGCCUGUUGUCUGUCCUUGCAGUGUAGACUAGAUGAGAUGGCAGUGCUUGUGAGUCUGGUCUGGGCCAAUCUCUGAUGGUUGCGAUUGUUCCAUUCUCUACCCCCCUCUCCUCCACAGUGACAGAGAGCCUGUCCAAGAGGCCUGGUGAGAUACGGCUCCACUGUCCCAUCUCUCCCCGCUCAUCUACCCUCCCUCUAACCAUGCAUCGCUCCACCUUUUUGGUUGACUUCAUCCUAACCUAACCCACCCCAUACUGAAUGGCUUUACCCCACUCAGUCUCUUUGUGUUGGCAGUAUUCUCUUCAAGAAGCUCUGAGAUGGCUGUCACAUGACCCUGAUGGCCAGCUCCUGUCUGGUCAUGUGGGACGUAUGAGCAUGAAGCUGAGAGUGGCUGGCAGAUGUCUGAAAAAAAUAUGUAUUAACAACACACCUGUUUUUCAUGGCAGUGCAAGGGGGAGUGCAUUUAGUGAGAGUGCGCUAUAUGGGGAGGUUGAGGUUUUCAGUCCUUUCACCAAUACUUCCACCUGGAAAUGUCUAAUCGGUGGCCUAAGUGUUGAGCCGCUAGUCUGAAAAGAUACUGAUCCGCAGGAGCAUGGUCCCCACCCCGCCAUAGCACCUCAUUAGACUGUACCUAGACCUGUUCACAUCCUGUCAGAAUGCUGCCCCCUGCAUCUCACCCUUCACCAGUACAGCAUGCUACAGGAGUCCACUCAGAGUGCUUUAAGACGUGUAUGUGACCAGGCUGGAUGUAAAUGUUGCAGGGGGAAUUUGUCUGUUUAUAUUUACUCUCAGGACCACUUGAAAAGUAGAAUUUCCACUAUGAAAUGCUGCCAUUGUGGUGUGUGUGUGUGAGGCAAGCAUGGUCUUACUUUAGAAAUAUACGCAUGGUAUGAGCUCUGCAUUAGUUACCUUAUGAAUAGUUACUUGAAGUCAAUGAAGAAUAAAUAUAUAUUUAUUUAAUUAUUAUGAAGUUGAGCUGUGUGAUUUGCUUACCUGCCCAACAAUAUUGAUCCCUGAUGCGAUUGUUCUGUACUCAUAGCAGUGAGGAUACUGUUUCUUAUCAGGGUCUCAGUAUUACAAGUUAUGAUGAUUAUAAAGAUUGUACACUACAUCUUUAUCAAAGGGUCUUACUCUUAAAUGAUGCUUGGGUUUUUGUCUCAUACCCACUCACUGACUAAACAGCCCCUCUGUGAGCGAGCCUGAACCUGUGCUGCCUCUCUGUCUCCCCCUGUAGGAACUGUGGGAAUGUAUUCUGUGCCAGCUGCUGCGACCAGAAGAUCCCUGUGCCAAGCCAGCAGCUGUUUGAGCCCACCCGUGUGUGUAAGACCUGCUAUGGCAGCCUCCAGAUCAAUACAGCUCCCAAUCCCAUGGAGCUGGAGGAACCCAUCAGAGCCAGCUCAAACUAA